AAACUUAGAUUUGCAAAUUUGCAAUGUUUUUGGUGUAAAACAUAUAUUUUCUAAUUUUACAUUUUGGAAAUAUUUCCGUGUCUAAAAUCAAGGCUUGUGUGAUGUUUGUCUUGAAACAAGAUGAUAUGAGCGCCAGCUUGCCAAAUGGUUAUUGGCCAAGGCUGGAUUGCACUAAAACCAGAAUAUUGUAUCAGAGAGAGGCAGCUGGUUAGGAGUCAGAACAGAUUAUCAUAUGAGAGAGGAUGAAUGAGGAGAGGGGGGAGGAGAAAAAGCAGCAGAGACUGGAAUGGAAAGCAGGGGGCGAGAGUGAGGAGCACAGGAGGAGGAGGAUAGCAAGAAACGCUUCGUUUGGUCGCUAUGGGGCGGAGGGGAUCAUCCAAACCGCUCCAUCACUAUCUCCUCUCCUUCACCUGUCGGGAAGAUAGGGUUUGCGUGCAACAAAGGGGGUGUAUAUCCUCAGAGAGGUCACAGGAAGACGCUGAGGUCUCACUCAUCUUCUCUCUGUGAAGGGCCUACUGCUGCUUGCAGACAUCUGGCCUCACACUGAUCUCUCAUAUCCAGACAUGGAGGAGGAGCUCUCCUAUCUUUCCAUCCUUUUUUACUCACAUCUUUUUGCAUUUUCAUAAAAAAAAUUUAUUCUUUUGCUUUUUACCAAAUUCUUUUUAGGUCAAAAAAAGUGGAAUGUGGAAACUCACUUUCUGUUUUCUGACCUAAGAAAGAUAAACUUCUGAAGAUAGCUGGGCUGUGCUGUGUCUAGCAAGCUGGCACACAAGACUGCAAUCAGUGGGAAGAGGGCCAGCUUCCCUGCCUGAGCUUUCAGCGCCCCUACUGGCUGCACGCUGUGCCAAUCAAAGGCCGGUGGGUGGGGAGCAGUCAGACACGAGCGCUGAUGUCACAGUCACAUGGAUUCUGGUGUGGUCAUGCUCGGAGGCUGAGAGGCAGAGCUGUGCUGGCCAGCUGCUGCUGAGACAGCAGUGGAGGGCUUUGCGCUGGUGCUACUUCUUCUCUUAUGGACUCGAAGCUUAAUGAUGUAUUUUGUGAUUUCAGCUAUGAAAGCUCAAAUCGAAAUAAUUCCCUGCAAGAUCUGUGGAGACAAAUCAUCAGGCAUCCAUUACGGCGUGAUAACAUGCGAGGGCUGUAAGGGCUUCUUCAGGAGGAGUCAGCAGAGCAAUGCAGCCUACUCGUGCCCCCGCCAGAAGAACUGCUUGAUCGACCGCACGAGCCGCAACCGCUGCCAGCACUGCAGGCUGCAGAAGUGUCUGGCAGUGGGAAUGUCACGAGACGCGGUCAAAUUUGGUCGCAUGUCAAAGAAGCAGCGCGACAGCCUGUAUGCCGAGGUCCAGAAGCACCGGCUGCAGCAGCAGCAGCGCGACCACCAACAGCAGCCCGGAGAGGCGGAGCCGCUCACACCAAGCUACGGCCUCUCAGCCAACGGCCUCACAGAGCUCCACGAUGACCUGAGCGGCUACAUGGACGGCCACACCCCCGACGGCAGCAAGCCCGACUCAGCGGUCAGCAGCUUCUACCUGGACAUCCAACCGUCUCCCGACCAGUCAGGCCUGGACAUUAACGGCAUCAAGCCGGAGCCCAUUUGUGAUUUUGCCCCUGGCUCUGGCUUCUUUCCUUACUGCUCCUUCACCAACGGCGAGACCUCCCCGACUGUGUCUAUGGCUGAACUCGAGCACCUGGCCCAGAACAUCUCAAAGUCGCACAUGGAGACAUGUCAGUACCUGAGAGAGGAGCUGCAGCAAAUGACCUGGCAGGCUUUUCUGCAAGAGGAAGUGGAGAGCUACCAGAGCAAGCCGCGGGAAGUCAUGUGGCAGCUGUGUGCUAUCAAAAUAACAGAGGCCAUUCAGUACGUGGUGGAGUUUGCCAAGCGCAUCGAUGGCUUCAUGGAGCUGUGUCAGAACGAUCAGAUAGUGCUGCUGAAAGCAGGCUCUCUGGAAGUUGUGUUUGUCAGAAUGUGCCGUGCCUUUGACUCUCAAAACAACACAGUCUAUUUCGAUGGAAAGUAUGCCGGACCUGAUGUGUUCAAGUCAUUAGGCUGUGACGACUUGAUCAGCUCCGUCUUCGAGUUUGGGAAAAACUUGUGUUCUAUGCACCUGUCUGAGGAUGAGAUCGCCCUGUUCUCUGCCUUUGUGUUGAUGUCUGCUGACCGGUCCUGGCUCCAGGAAAAAGUGAAGGUGGAAAAACUCCAGCAGAAGAUUCAGCUGGCCCUCCAGCAUGUUUUGCAGAAGAACCACAGAGAGGAUGGUAUACUUACAAAGUUGAUAUGCAAAGUGUCGACACUGCGAGCGCUGUGCAGUAGGCAUACAGAGAAGCUCACAGCUUUCAAAGCAAUAUACCCAGACAUUGUGCGUGCCCACUUCCCCCCCUUAUACAAGGAGCUGUUUGGAUCAGACUUUGAGCAGUCCAUGCCCGUUGACGGGUAGCAGCCCUGCCGGGUGCCAGCGUGCCCAUCGUAGGGGAAUGUGGCGGAGGAAUCUGAGACACUUUACUGGUGCCCUGCACAAACCGGAGUGGACACAUGGCACGCUGUUCAACUUGUUCUUUUACAUCUGAAGAGGCAUGGGGGGUGCGUUGGGGGGUUGAUUGUCAAGGUUUACUUUAUUAAAUUAAGUUGUCUUUGGAAUGGCAUGCAGGACCCGACACCCCACGGGACACGAUAAGGAGAUAGGAAGAUCUGUUCGGCUGAACUUGACUCUCUUCUGCGCUUUUUAAAUCUCACACUUCAUUUAGUCUGAAAAUUCACCGCCAGAGAAGUGACCUGCGCACAUGUAGAGUUAAGAGGAUCUUUUUAGACCACAUCAGUAUUCUUCUCCAGGUUGCACUCCGCUCGCCGCUUUAGGGUUUUCACCAUCAGAAUCACGUUCUCGUACAGAUAAAUAACUGACAAAGGCGCACAUUUCGGUCAAGUUCAGCCACUCCUGUCUUUGUGUUCUGUCGCAUCUUUUUUGGAUGCAGUGCUUGGAACGAAAACCCACAGCGACUUUCAGGGAGGUUUCCUCUGGCAUGGUGACGCAAUCGGGGCCUCUCUACGGACAAUCGUUUAAAAAGAAGUAAAAGAGAAAAGAAAUCUAGAAUUCUGGUAAUUCUAAUGAAAACACAAGAAUUUUAGUUGUCAAGGAUUUCAUCCACCAUUGUUGCAUAGUGAAAUCAUGUAAGGCCAUCUGCUAUUAAUCUCUCUUUGGACAGGUGCCCCCUGAGAAGCACCAACACAACAAAAAGGGUCCAUUCCACCUGUUUUAUAAUGUACUACAGGGUAUAUGGUCAUAAGUACUUACUAUACAGAAAAAAAAUGUUUAUAGAAUCUAUUUUAAAUAACAUGUAUGAUAUUAGUAGUUAGACCAUUCUUAAUUGUUGAAUUGAUAAGGCACUUUUAUUUACACCUUUCUUUAAUUUAAGACUUGUAUAUUUACCUAGUGAUGUGUUGCAUGUGCACAAGAAAUACAAGUUGAAACACGGUCACAGGGGUUAGUCCCGGGAGCUGCAGAUGAUUAGGAUCUGGAAGUGUUCGGGAAUUCUGUUAGGACGGCUGGGUGGUGAUCAAAGAGGCACGGAUGAGAAGGCAAGCUUAAGACACUCGCUAGUUUCUUUUUGUUUGGUUUCCUUGGAUCUUUUUUGUUGAAAACACUGUGCUAACUUCCAAAAAACAUAAAUAUGAUUCUCCCUCUGAUGAUAAAAUAAUACUAUACCUUUAAUUAGUGUAAAGUAAAAAAAAAAAUUACCUAAAUUUGACAAAAAACAUUUUUUAUCGUAGCCUAUAUGUUUGAUGCAUAUUGACUUUUGCUGUAUUUAAUUUAUAAAUUGUUCCCUUUUGCUCAAAUUUGGGGAAAUCGUUUUUAAAUGAUCAAACUAUUAAAUUACAACAAAAAUCUAUGCGGUCAGACUGAAAUAAUAAAAAAUAAAAACACUCACUAUGAUCCAACUCUGCCCCCUAGUGGAGGACAGACGUUCUUUUAUUUCAAGCACAUUUGAUUGUUUUUGUUUCUUUCUUCCUUUGUUUUCUAAGAGUGACUUUCAGCUUUCUCGCCCAGCCGUGCCUUUAACAGGACACAGACGAAACAGCGAAGGGAGAGUGAAUAUUCAAAGCCUUGUCUGGUUGUAAAAGCUUCUAUUUUUGUAACUUGUUUUGGUUAACAAACUCAUGAAAGAGAGAUUGAGGGAGAGAAGAAGAUGUCAGGUAGCACUUACCUAUAUCCCUGCAAUAAUUAGACUCGCUGUUGUUUGUAUGAUUAGGGGAGAAACCUAAAAACGGUAGGACAAGUGCUAUUUUCAGAACACUUUGUUGUUGUGCUUCUGUUUCGUUGAGUGUGUCUUUCUCGUCAGUGUGGUAGUAAAGUGGUUGGAAAAAAAAAAGGAAAAAAAUAAUGGAUGUGCCAAACUGUAGUCGUUGCUUCAAGCUUUUCCAGUCUACUCGUCUAUGGCGUAGAAUGGAUUCCUUAGACAUUCCAGCAAUUCCGGUAGCAGCUUCUUGAAAUAUCUGUAAGAAAAAGAGCAAAAAGAAAAAAACUUCCCUAUAGAAACCCAAUGAGCAUGUUAACACAUAUGUCACCAACUGUAACAUAGAGUCCAAUAUAUGUGCGUUUUUUUAAUUGUUAUUAUUUUGUGUUUGCACACGAUCAUUCCUCUGCCGUGCAAUUUGUGCAAGGUGUUCACGCCUUGUGCUAUCACCCCUCAGGGAAAAGGCUUUUCUUUUACUUUUUUGUUCUUUCUGGUAGUUUUUUUUUUUUCUUUUGUUCCUUUUUUUCAGGGAUGUUCAAUGUAAAGUGACUAAAUCACCAAGUUGUUAAGUAUUACAUUUUUAUUCUCCCUUUUUGGUCGACUGAUCAAAUUUAAGAAACAAAAAAAGUCAUUUGUCUAAACAAGAAACCCUUUCACGUUUUACUAACUGGAGUUUUUUCAGCACAUGUUCCUGUCACAUUGAAACAAUCUGCUUUGGUUUCCAAUGGUGUCAUCAGGGUCUUUACAAACGAUUACCCUCUUUCUUUGAGAAAAAAACCAAAUAUUCUUAUGCAAUACUUAAUCUGUUAUGUUUGGGUUUUAGUAAAUAUGCUGUACAAGAGUAAUAAUCUCUCCUUUGAUCCAAUGCUAUUUGGAUGUGCACAAGCCCUCUAUGACUAGUUAACCUCAGUCUCAGAGUAAAAAAACAAACCCAGUCUGGAACACUGCUAGACAAUCCAGGUUGAAGGGGCCCAGUUAGCCCUAAGAGCAGCAAACUGAGGAGGAGCUGUGCUCAGGGAGGUAACGGGUGGGCCGACGCAGCUCUCUUUCCUCCGGAUCUGCAGAGGCAUUUGAUUGGCUCUGCUGUGAAUUCAUGGGAUCUUUAAAAUCUCUUGAAAGGCAACUCAGUGGGAGAGAGGAGCUUGGCUGAACCUUUUUUUUUUAGGUCUUCUUUUUUUGGCACAUUGAACAUGCAGUUCCUGUUCAGGAAAUGAAGAAGAGAAGGGGAUUUGGCUGCUUUCCUGUCCAAAAAAAAUGAAUAAAAAAGUGGUUUGUCUUCUUAAAAAGAAUGAGUAUUUUUGUUUUCCUAAUCUUUUGUAGCAUGUGUUAUUAUUCACAUUAACAGUUUUUUUGUCAGAUACUAUCAGCUGAGGUCUGCCAUGAAUAAGAGCUCUUGUGUCAGUGUAGAACAAGCAAUAUGCCUUGUGUUAUAAUUACGGGUCUCCACAAUGCAGUCAUCUGCCUUUUUUUGAAUUAACAUCCACCUUAAAAUGUUUACUUUGAGUUGAUGUAACGAGUUCAAGCCCCAUUGCUUUCUGUUCCGUCGUGGUUGCAUAUUUUUUCUUGUGUUGAUCAUUUGACCUCACACAGGCCUAAAAAGUGAUGUCCUUCUGUAUUUUUGUAACAUCCCAGUUAAAACUAGGGAUACCUAUGUGUGCUGUUCAAUCACUGUAUAGUAUACAGUCAAAUGUGCUGGUCCUUCUGUCUCUGCUCUGUUGUUUGUUUGUAAAAAGCAAUAGUUUGUGUACAUGUGUGUUUGUUUUUUCAGAGUUGUGUGAAUAUAAAAAUGAAAAAAAAACCCAGACAAGGCUUUAAUAAUUACAGAGGAACAGGGUUCUGUGGAUGAUGAGGAUUUAGUUUUAUUUUGAGAUUUUUGAAAGAAAGCAACAACAAAAAAAAAGAUCUAAAAAAAAUGAGUGCGAUCCAUUUGUAGUAAGUGUUAAGUUUUCUCAAAAGCAUGACUUAACGCCGUCCUAACGAUUUAGCGGCUUGGAGUUAAACCGAUUUCUGACUUCUGCUUGAGUUGAUAAGCAAAAAUUUAAAAAAAAGGAACCCUUCAGUUGACCUUUAGCCCGCCAGUCGUUCAGAGCUGCGUUACGUCACGCUUAAAGUUGCCAGUGUGUGAUCCAGAACUGAUGAUCACCCAUCACGUUUGAUGAAACCCUUUUUUUUUUUCUCAAAAGCACAGGUGGCAAGAAUUUAUAAUUAAAAUUAUGCUUAAGAAUAUAGUUUUAAAAAGAAAAGAGAAGCAACUUUUUUAGCCAUAAUCGAAUGUCAAGCAAUAAUAUAUGUCAAUGUAUUAUUUCUCUUUUUUUUUUGGUGCAUAAUAGCAUCUGCAUGUAAAUACACCUCUUAUUUAUCACAUUUUGUGUUCCUUUUGUGUUUUUUUUCUCGUUUGUUUCAUUUGUAUAUUUGACUGGUUCGGUUCCCAAGUAGAGAACGGAGAACCUGACAUGCCCUGGUUUGCUUUCUAUGUUCUUUUCUCAUUUUUUCCCUCAUACUAGGCUGUUUCUUAACCAUAUUUAAUAGAAUUACUGACCACGUGUAUAAAGGUAGCAUUGUAACUUCUGUCUGUAUAGGUAAGACAAAAAUACUGCUACUAAGGCCUCCCCGGUGAAAAUAUUUAUCCGUUUUAUCACCUAUCGUACGUUAAAUCUGUUUCUACUUUUUCCUCCCACUUUUAGAGUUAGGUUGAUAGACUUAGGAUGUGCUGAUGUUUUUAUUUUUUAUAUAUUUCUUUGUGUUCCCCUGAUGUGUGGUGCUAGAUAAGUUCAUUUUAAGCCAGCUAUUGAAUUCUUAACCUGGCUGCCCUGUUAGUUCGCUCAUUUUGUUAAUGUAUUAUUAAUAUUAAGACUCACUGAAUAAUAAAGAUGAUUAAAAUGAUAGUGGUAACUAAUACCCAGCCUGCACCUGUAUCAGUGUGCUUGCCUUGGGUUGAGGCACUUAUUUGCUUCUGACUUAGAGCAAAGGUAGAAUCUGCUAAUUAACAAGUUAUUUAAGAUUGCUUUUCUGGUUUGUGAAAAAGAAUUAUGAUAUUCAAUUUGAAACAGCAGUAUUGUGUUUAUUUGUUUUCUUUCUCUGAUUGUAAAAACCACUCACUGAGGCUAUAGUUUGUCAGGUUUUAAGAUGCUGACUAUUUACCUCCUUGGUCUGCAUCGUCCUUCCCCCUUGAUGCAGGGAAGUGGUGCUUGGCUUUUCCUCCCAACGGCACCUCCGUUAUGCUUUUGCUACCCCCCCCCCCCCGCCCCCCCUUCUCCCAAGUCAUGCGUAGCUCGAAACGCUGGUUUCAUCCUUUUGCACCAUGUGAAGUGUUAAAAACGUACAUGAAAGGGUUGCCAUUUGAAGAAAAACUAAAAAGUUGAGCUCUUCUCUCGACUCUGUAGCAAUUAUCGGUGAGAGAAAUGCUUGCAAUAAUACCCAACGUAUCACACUGAGUGCCUCUCGGUGUAACAGAAUGCAUACAUGAUUUUGAUUGUCUGUUUUUGUGUUUUUUUUUCCACAUUUGUGUUGAAGUGACUUUUUUUGUUUUGUUUUUUUGUUCUACAUGAGGGUGAACUCUCUUAUUGAAGGUGUUUUAAAAUGUUUUUUUUUGUGUCCAUGUCAAAGGUCUUUCACUAUAGAUCGUCCCUUAUUUUGGAAAAUCAAAAGGCUUGUUUUAUGUUGAUCUCAAAGGGGUCAAUAAAUUAAUAUUACUGAUCUGUUCACUUCCACUUUUGUUUUUGAUCAAGCAAAAAUGUUAUCAAAUUCCCCCUUUUCGUUUAUUUUCUGUUUGUGGUUUACAGUAUUCUCUUUUUUUCUAGUUUUUUUUGCAAACAGAAAAUUUCCUAAUGCAUUGUAUAUUCAGUAUUUGUAUGUGUUUGUAAAACAGACAUGCAGGACAUCUGUAUUUCUUCAAACGUCUGUGUUCAGUGCUCCUCAGUCUGAAGGGGAACUUCACAUGUGUGUUAGCUGGAACCGGUGUGGAUUCCUUUUUUGGGAUUUUUUUUUUCUUUCAAUGUAAAACAAGUACAAACUAUGGAAAAGCCCAAACUUGUUGUGUGGUUGUCACAAAUUUCUAAGUCGCACGUUUGCUACUGAUUAUUAAAUGGGGACAGAUGAUCAUGUACCUUUUUAUCCAGCUCUUUUGAACUCUCUUUAGCAGGUAGUCGAUUCACAGCGUAGGUUUGCUCCUUCUUUUCUGAUUCUUAAAUAUGAAAAUAAGUAUUUUGGUUCAUUUUGUAAAUACAGCUGUAAAGAAAAAUAAGAAAUUUAAUGUUGUCUUUUAAAUACUUUUCAUUCUAAUAUGAAUGUUGUUAUAUUGUACUUAGAAACUGUACCUUUAAUAUUACCUUUAUUAAAAGUGCAUUGGACACAUCGAUUUUAGAUGUGCUUUAUGUGCUGUUAUCCCAUAAUAAAAUUUACCGCUUGUAAUGGGCUUUUCUUUUCCCCUGAUUGUUCCCUGUCUGUUGUCUGCUGUCUGUCAAGCUCUCCCUAACAGAAACAUUAAACAAAAAGCACAUUUUUAAGAUGCAAUAAGUUCA
This is a messenger RNA of Oryzias latipes (Japanese medaka), 8744 nucleotides long. RefSeq names its product RAR-related orphan receptor A, paralog a (gene roraa). NCBI's taxonomy places the organism in Eukaryota, Metazoa, Chordata, Actinopteri, Beloniformes, Adrianichthyidae. Gene Ontology annotation, molecular function: nuclear receptor activity; RNA polymerase II cis-regulatory region sequence-specific DNA binding; zinc ion binding. Gene Ontology annotation, biological process: regulation of transcription by RNA polymerase II. Gene Ontology annotation, cellular component: nucleus. The record is from RefSeq and is a predicted model, not a curated record.